This is a messenger RNA of Spodoptera litura, 3382 nucleotides long. RefSeq lists its product as uncharacterized. Gene Ontology annotation, biological process: response to reactive oxygen species; lipid metabolic process. Gene Ontology annotation, molecular function: pigment binding. The record is from RefSeq and is a predicted model, not a curated record. NCBI's taxonomy places the organism in Eukaryota, Metazoa, Arthropoda, Insecta, Lepidoptera, Noctuidae. Gene Ontology annotation, cellular component: cytoplasm.
GAAAGUAAUGAUUCCACAGUGCACAAUGUGGAAAUUAAGCAUACUAUUAAUUUUGAACUUAUAUGGGCUAGUAAGUGUGUGUAUAGGGGAGUCAGUAACAAAAGAACAAUCGUGUUCAGAUCUCGGUAUACCACAAUUUGAGAGUUUUGACUUUAAUGAGUUUGCUGGAACGUGGUAUGAACUUGGUAGAUACCCGCAGGCAACACAAAAUGGUCAGUGUAACCGUGUCGAAUACAGGGCACCGGAUAUAAAUGGUGAAAUAUCAGUAGUGUACAAGCAAAUUGUAAAUGAAAGAUGGACUUCGGUAUCCGGAUCAGCCACAGCCGACAGCACUGGACAAAUUACGGUUACAUUCACUGUCGACGGCCAACCGAGACAGUCAAUUCUUCGAGUUUUGACUUUCACUCAACAUUAUGCAGUGUUGUUCAGCUGCAGUGAUCUGCCAAACGGAGGAAGUCAAUUGGGCAGUUGGAAAAUGAGCAGGACGCCUUCUUUAGAACCGCAAUAUGAAAAUGAAAUGAAUGAGUUCAUCGCCAACAUUUCUGUUCUUGAACCUAGCAAAUAUGAACAUACAUCCCAAACAUAUGCACAUCUAGCAAAUGUGUUUCUCUAUGGAUAUUGUAACACCACCAGUAUCAGAGGCGUUGACAACUUCAACGUGUUUGAUUAUUUGGGAGAAUGGAUAGAAGUCUCUAGAUACCCACAGACAGCACAUACUGGUCAGUGUAACCGUGCUAGAUACACUGCUGGGGUACUUCCUGGUGGCGUUAUCUCAGUAACAAACCGACAAGUUAUUGACGGAAAACUGCAAACGAUAUCAGGACAGGCUGUUGUUAGCAACGAUGGAACCGGAAAAUUGCAAGUUACUAUCAACAACAACACCGUGGACUAUUACGUCCUUGCGACCGACUAUAAUGGAUAUGCUCUUGUAUACAGCUGCGAAAAUGUAGAAAACGGAUUACGACGAGUCAGUAGUUGGCAGCUUAGCAGAACAGGACUACUGAGCCAAGAGAACCGUGAAGAGAUGAGUAAAAUCUUUGAGUUGUACAAUUCUGAAGGUCUAGAUGAAAUUAACUACCAGCUCACAAGUCAUGAUGCAGACGACUGUUAUUACUACCCCGAUUUUGAUGAAACAUGGGAAUACGUCGAGCUUCCUGGAGCUUGCGACGAUAGAAUUAAAGGAAUGGAGAAAAUUGAUUUGGAAAGAUACACGGGGGAGUGGAUAGAACUCGAUAGAUACCCACAUCCAACACAAACUGGUCAUUGUAACCGUGCUACGUACGAGUUACUUAAUAAUCACACCCUCUCCGUAACCAACCGCCAAGUUGUGAACCAAAGACUUGUAACGAUAUCAGGACAAGCAGUUCUUGCCAGCGGAGAUGCAAGUGGAAAGCUCCAAGUUACAUACAAUGUCAAUGGCGAGAACAGAGAGUCAGAUUAUUACAUCCUUGCGACCAACUACGAAAGUUAUGCUCUUGUAUACACGUGCGAUACUUUACAAAAUGGAAACAGACGAGUCGGCAGUUGGGUGCUUAGCAAAACAGGACCACUGAGCCCAGAGGACCAAUCUGAGAUUGAUGCAGUCGUAAGCAGGACCCCAGGUCUCCAUAAAGAUUACUAUCAGCUUACAAGCCAAGAACCCGACGAUUGUUUCUAUUAUCCAGAGUUUGAUCCAACAUGGGACUACGUCGAGCUGCCUGGAAUUUGCGACCACAGCAUUAAAGGGAUUCCGGGGUUCGAGGCGGAUAAAUAUAUGGGUGAAUGGAUAGAACUCUCUAAAUACCCGCAACCAACACAAACUGGUCAGUGUAACCGUGUUAAAUAUGAGCUAUCAGAAAGUCCUAAUGGCGAAAUACCCGUAUUGAACAGCCAAGUUGUUAAUGAAGGACUAGCAACGAUAUCAGGACUGGCUGUUGCCAGCGUUGAUGGAACAGGAAAGUUGAAAGUUACUUACAAUAAUGUAAACGGAACAUCAGAAUAUUACAUUCUCGCAGUCGACUAUGAUGAAUAUGCUCUUGUGUACAGCUGCCUUAAUGCCGGAAACGGAAAACGACGAGUCGGCAGUUGGGUGUUUAGUAGAACAGGGACUCUGAGUGCAGCGGCCACUAAUGCAAUUGAUCAAGUCAUAAACCAAACACAAGGUCUGCUUAAAGAGUAUUACCUACCCACAAACCAAAGUUUUGCAUCGUGCUUCUACUAUCCAAAGUUUGAUGAACCACAGCAAUUCAUCGAACUGCCUGGCCCCUGUAAUACUAGCAUUAGAGGUAUUCCGGACUUCAAUACCACUGCAUAUGAAGGCACGUGGAUAGAAACCGCUAGAUAUCCACAGCUGUGGCAAGUUGGACAGUGUAACCGUGCAACUUAUACCCCGAUUGAGGGAGGCGGUCUUUCUGUGACACACAGCCAAAUUACAAAUGGAGAAUUGACCAAGAUACAAGGAAUAGCCAUUGUCGCACGCGAUGACGGAACUUGGCAGUUGGAAGUUGCUUUAAGUGACAAUAACGAAAUCAGGCGAUCCAACUACUACGUACUGGCAACAGACUACCUCAAUUAUGCACUUGUCUAUAGCUGCGCCAAUAUAGACAACGGAAACAAACGACGAGUUGGCAGCUGGAAACUAAGUAGAACCGGAACACUGAGUGCCGAAGACAAUGCUGCUAUUGAUGCAGUGGUUAGCAGAACUCAAGGUCUCCUCGAAGACUAUUACCAAACCACGGAUCAGAAUGUUGAAAUGUGUUUCCAAUAUCCUGACAUUGCUCAAAAUGAUGAUAUUAUAAUACCUGGCCAAUGUGACCAAACCAUUUCUGGAGUUCCGUCCUUCGACGUAAAUCAGUUCCAAGGAAACUGGAACCAGAUCAAAAGAUACGACCCUGUUACAACUAUUUGUGUUGGCACGAGAUUUACACCAGAAUCCGACAGCAUCAACGUUAUUUCAUACGAAGUGGUCAAUGGAGAAUUCUCGCUUACGGGAAGAACAGGCAGAAUCAAUUCUACUGAAAGCUCCGGUCAAAUAACUUUAAGCAUGCCAGUUGUGGGCUCAGAAGAAAGUGCUGAUACCAUAGUCUAUAUCCUGGCUACAGACUACACCAGUUACGCGUUAGCGUAUAGUUGCAACAACGUAAACGCCUUUCAAAGACAAGUUCGUGCUUGGCAGUUGAGUCGUGAAAGGACUAUGUCACCAGAUGGAGAGGUAGUCAUCGCAGGUCUGAUACAACAAAGACAAGAGCUCCAUGAACCGUAUUUCAAAACAGUUGAACAACAUGAUAUUUGUCCAGAACCCAGUUCAGCGUUUUUAUUCAAAAGCAGUAUUGUUUUUCUCUAUGUAUGCGCCAUAUUUCAAUUAUUGUUGUAAAUAAAUUUUAUAAAAUUAUAUUUUGGUCUA